This is a messenger RNA of Maudiozyma saulgeensis, 1098 nucleotides long. NCBI's taxonomy places the organism in Eukaryota, Fungi, Ascomycota, Saccharomycetes, Saccharomycetales, Saccharomycetaceae. The record is from the annotation of a GenBank genome assembly.
AUGUCAACAUUUACUGAACUAAAUUUGCAGAAACAUAUUAGAUUUUUGAAGAGACAUCUUUCGCUAUUACCGGCAUCGCAUCAACACUUUGAUGUAAACUUAUUGGCCAUUGUAUUCUAUGCACUGGAAUCACUUUCCGCCCUUGGUCAAGAUAUUGAAACUGCAUACUGCGAUAAUCUCAAAUGGAUACGGAACAACUAUGUUUCUGAAACAAUAGGAGAUGAGAAAAUAUCUGGUUUUGUUGGGGGUCAAACUUUGAAUAUACCAGAUACAAUUACAUUAAGCUUACCAAAUACUCUUUUUGGAUUACUGACACUUAUCUUACUAAACGAUAAGGAGUUUUUUGACAAAAUUGUGGAUAUAGAAUCAAUAUGUAGGUUCGUAUCUUCAUGCCAACUUAAGGAAAAUGGAGCGUUUGUAUCUGUAUUAGAUUAUAAGUCAGGUUCACCUUCUGUUGUCGACUCACAUGAUCUUCGCUUUAGUUACAUAGCUGUUACGAUAUUAUAUAUACUAGGAUGUCGUAAAGAGGAGGACUUUGCAAAAUAUAUCGACGUCCGGAGUUUAGUUAGUUAUAUUAUGAGUCAAUCAUGCUCUUCUGGAGGGUUUGGCGCAUAUGGCGAACCUCAUGCUGGAUACACGUCUUGUGCUGUAUCUGCAUUAAAAUUGUUAAACAAGUUGGAUUUAAUCCAAAAGAGUCAGAAGGAAAGAACAAUCGAUUGGUUAUUGGAACGACAAGUCAGUAAUGAAGGUUUUAUGGGGGUACAGGAUAUUUCCAACGAAUGCUACGACGAAGAAGACCAUGGUGGAUUUCAAGGAAGAGAAAAUAAAUAUGCCGAUACAUGUUAUGCGUUUUGGUGUUUGAAUUCUCUCAGUAUACUAGAACCUAAUUACAAGAAAUUAUGUAACACUGAAUUGGUUAAGAAAUAUCUAUUAGACAGAACCCAGGAUGUCUUAACAGGUGGUUUUAUGAAAAACGAUGAAGAAGAUGCCGACCUGUACCAUACUUGUCUUGGAAUUACAACUUUGAAGUUGAUUGAAGGUGAAUGCAAUGGAUUACUUUGCAUUCCGAGUCAUGCUGCUCGGAAAUUCAAUUUGUAA